GACGAGAUUACGGAGCUCCCUCAGGAGUACAAGGACCUCGAAGCCCGUGUCGACGUUCUGCGUGCAGCAGACCUCUCCUUACUCAAGAUAACAAAAGUCUACGAAUACGAGACUUACGACUACCCCACCCAAAUCCAAGAAUCCCUCUCCGAAAUCUCCUCUUCAAUCGGGUACAACAUCACCUCAUUCGCAGCUACCAACCUCAAAGGCACCAACCUCCCCGUCCCAGCGCCGCCCACCGCCCCACCCGCAGCACCGCACAAAACGCUCCCGCACGCUGUAGUGCGUGCUGCGCAUACAGCUGCCACCGCCGUGUCCACCACCGCCCCUUCGGCUGAGACGGACCGUUUGGGAAAGGCGCUGGGAUUGUAUGCGCAGGGAUGGGAGAGGGUAGCGGGCGCACGGCUUGAUCAGGACACGCAUAUCGCGGACAACUUUUUGUAUCCGUGGCAGACGACGUUGAAUACGAAUAUUGCGGUUGCUUUGAAGGCUAGGCAGGCGGUUAGGUUGAGCAGGCUUGAGUUGGACGCUGCGAAGCAGUCGUUUAAGAACGCUAACCCUGUCAAGCAGGAGCAGGCGAGGCUUGAGGUUGAGAAUGCUGAGGAUGAUCUCGUGCAGAAGACUGAGGUGGCGAUUACGCUCAUGAAGACGGUUUUAGAGAAUCCUGAGCCUAUCAAGAACCUCAACGAGCUAAUCAAGGCACAACUCUUAUACUUCUCCGCCGCAGCCGAGGCUUUGUCCUCUAUCCAAGGCGAGAUCGAGGAACUCAGCGUAGCAGCUGAGGGCGAAUACAGGUGA
Molecule: messenger RNA, 798 nt
Organism: Laccaria bicolor S238N-H82
Lineage: Eukaryota; Fungi; Basidiomycota; Agaricomycetes; Agaricales; Hydnangiaceae
Exons: 5
Source: RefSeq, a predicted model, not a curated record